Messenger RNA from Penicillium paradoxum, 948 nucleotides. It is a transcript of the gene tpcM, whose product is annotated as methyltransferase tpcM. Gene Ontology annotation, molecular function: S-adenosylmethionine-dependent methyltransferase activity. The record is from RefSeq and is a predicted model, not a curated record. The transcript has a single exon. Lineage: Eukaryota; Fungi; Ascomycota; Eurotiomycetes; Eurotiales; Aspergillaceae. Bases 1 to 948 code for a protein of 315 amino acids.
AUGUCUACAACCACCAUGCCAACCAGCGAGAUCGCACCCGCCCCAGAAUACGGCUUCAACGCCAAACAAGGCGUGAACUGGUCUGACUACGUCACCUUCCGACCCAUCUACCCACCCUCAUUCUUCGAAGAAGUCUUCACCUACCACGCCCAAAAGUCCCACGCCACUUGGUCCAUCGCCCAAGACAUCGGCGCCGGGUGCGGAAUCGUCUCCUCCAGCCUCGCCCCCCGCUUCAACAAAGUCAUCGUCUCAGACCCUAACGAAGGCUACACUGCGCUCGCGCGCAAAGUCCUCGUCGAGCAAUCCCAACUUCCAGAAUCAAAGUUCAGAUUCCUGCAGGAAAGUGCCGAGAAGAGCUCCGUCGAGUCCGGCUCCGUCGACCUCAUCAUGGCAUGCGAAUGUAUCCACUGGACGAGACCGGAGAUUGCAAUUAAGGAAUUUGCGAGGGAGUUGCGCGUCGGCGGGACGCUGGUUAUUACGCAUUAUAAUUACCCGCGCAUUGAGGGGAAUGAGCGGGCUCAGAGGGCUUGGGAGGCGGUUUGUGGGUUCUAUGCGGGGGAGGUCAAUGAUCCGAUGCUGGAUCAUGCGUUGCGGAUUUUGAAUUCUGGGAUGGAGGCUCUUGGGUUCCCGACGGGGGAUUGGGAGGGUGUGAAGAGGUUGUAUAUCAAUGCCCAGGGGAGGAUUGAGGCUUUUAGGAUUAAUGAUCGGGUUGGGGAAAGUCAAGUUAAGGAUGGGGAAGAGAUUGUCUGGGAGGAGGAUGUUGAGGAUUGGAUGGAUGAACAGGAUUGUGAAUGGUUCAAGGGCUAUGCUUCUACCUGGACGACGCCAGAUGUCGCGGAGUCCGAGAUCAAUCCUCUUUGGGAUGAGAUGGAGCGGGCUUUUGGAGGGAAGAAGGUGAAGACAGCCACACCGUUAGCUAUGGUCUUUGCUACAAAGCGAAAUGGCUGA